AUGGUUAAGAUAACUGUUUUAAAGGUUGAGAUUGAUUGUCUCAAAUGCAAAAAGAAGCUCAUCAAAGCUGUUUCAUCUCUUCGAGGGAUAGAUGAAAUAGAAGCAGAUGAAGAGAAAGGAACAUUGACUAUAAUAGGGAAUGCAGAUCCAUAUGACAUAAUAGUUCGAAUAAGGAAAGCUGGGAAGAGUGCUCAAAUUCUAAGUAUUGGGCCUCCUCUUGAUCCAGAUCCUCCAAAAAAGUUCGAAGAAGAUAAAAAGUCUGAAGAAAAACUCGAAGAAAAGCCUGAAGAAAUUAAAAAAUCUGAAGAAAAAUCCGAAGAAAAACCUGAAGAAAUAAAAAAAUCUGAAGAAAAAUCUGAAGAAAAGCCUGAAGAAAUUAAAAAGUCCGAAGAAAAACCUGAAGAAAAACCUAAAAAAACGACAGAAGAAACUAAAGAAUCCGAAGAAAAACCUAAAGAAAAACCUGAAAAAAAGACGGAAGAAAAGAUUAAGUCGGAAGGAAAUAAUAAACCCGAACCAACGAAUUCAGAUCCAGUAAAUCCAAAUCAAAUAUCUAAUGUGCCACCGCCGUAUAUGGUGAUGCCUCCUCAGUACUAUUACCCACAAUACUACCCAGUGCCUCCUCAUUACUACUACCCACAAUGCUACCAGACCCAACCCCAACCAACUCCUUCUCAGUACUCCUACCCACAAUACCAGCAGGCCCAACCAGUUGCUGUGCUUCACAUGGCUAGGUGGGAUGAGCCUGAUACAUCAUGCACUAUAUUGUGA
Molecule: messenger RNA, 771 nt
Organism: Vicia faba (fava bean)
Lineage: Eukaryota; Viridiplantae; Streptophyta; Magnoliopsida; Fabales; Fabaceae
Source: the annotation of a GenBank genome assembly